Messenger RNA from Malurus melanocephalus (red-backed fairy wren), 4588 nucleotides. Its product is annotated as ubiquitin carboxyl-terminal hydrolase 32-like. The annotation marks the transcript as partial. Gene Ontology annotation, molecular function: cysteine-type deubiquitinase activity. The record is from RefSeq and is a predicted model, not a curated record. Gene Ontology annotation, biological process: protein deubiquitination. Lineage: Eukaryota; Metazoa; Chordata; Aves; Passeriformes; Maluridae. Gene Ontology annotation, cellular component: Golgi apparatus. The transcript is spliced from 13 exons.
UGGACAAUAGCAAAAUAUGCUCCAAGAUUUAAUGGCUUUCAGCAGCAAGACUCCCAGGAGCUUCUGGCUUUUCUUCUGGAUGGGCUUCAUGAGGAUUUAAACAGAGUUCAUGAUAAGCCAUAUGUUGAACUGAAGGACAGUGAUGGUCGGCCAGACUGGGAAGUAGCAGCAGAGGCCUGGGAAAACCAUCUGAGAAGGAACAGAUCCAUCGUUGUGGAUUUAUUUCAYGGGCAGCUGAAGUCACAAGUGAAAUGUAAAACUUGUGGCCAUAUAAGUGUUAGGUUUGACCCUUUYAAUUUUUUAUCCUUGCCUUUGCCAAUGGACAGCUACAUGCACCUAGAAAUUACAGUAAUUAAAUUAGAUGGUACCACUCCUGUUCGAUAUGGGCUGAGGCUGAACAUGGAUGAGAAGUACACAGGCUUGAAAAAACAGCUGAGUGAACUCUGUGGCCUCAAACCAGAGCAGAUUCUGCUUGCAGAGGUGCAUAGCUCCAAUAUAAAGAACUUCCCCCAGGACAACCAGAAGGUUCGGCUGUCUGUGAGCGGCUUCCUGUGUGCAUUUGAGAUCCCCAUCCCCGGCUCCCCCAGCUCAGCAUCCAGCCCUGUGCAGACAGAGAUCUCAACGGGGCCAUCAGCCAAUGGAGCUGCCACCAUCCUGAUGAAUGGGGAUGUGUCCAAGCCCAGCCUCAUUGCCAACGGGAUGCCAAACACGGUGGUGCCCAGCUGGACCCUCAAYGGCCACGUGCCCUCGCUGGGGGACAGCCCCUGCACAGGCUACAUCAUUGCAGUCCACAGGAAAAUGAUGAGGACAGAGCUGUAUUUUCUUUCAUCUCAGAAGAACCGUCCCAGUCUCUUUGGGAUGCCAUUGAUUGUUCCCUGCACGGUUCACACCCGUAAAAAGGAUCUCUAUGAUGCUGUGUGGAUCCAGGUUUCCAGGCUGGCCAGCCCCCUCCCUCCUCAGGAAGCCAGUAACCAUGCCCAGGACUGUGAUGACAGCAUGGGGUAUCAGUACCCCUUCACCCUCAGGGUAGUUCAGAAGGAUGGAAAUUCUUGUGCUUGGUGUCCCUGGUACAGGUUCUGCCGUGGCUGUAAAAUUGAGUGCUCAGAGGACAGAGCCUGUGUGGGCAACGCCUACAUCGCCGUGGACUGGGACCCCACCGCACUGCAUCUGCGCUACCAGACCUCACAGGAGAGGAUUGUGGAAGAGCACGAGAGCGUUGAGCAGAGCCGCCGAGCCCAGGCAGAGCCCAUCAACCUGGACAGCUGCCUGAGAGCCUUCACCAGUGAGGAGGAGCUGGGAGAGGAUGAGAUGUACUACUGCUCCAAGUGCAAAACUCACUGUCUGGCCACCAAAAAAUUGGAUCUCUGGAGACUUCCCCCUAUUUUGAUCAUUCACUUGAAAAGGUUCCAGUUCGUUAACGGCCGCUGGAUAAAAUCCCAGAAAAUCGUSAAAUUUCCCAGAGAAAAUUUUGACCCAAGUGCCUUUUUGGUACAAAGGGAUCCRAGUCAUUUCCAAAGGAAGCAGCUCACCCUGCAGGUUGAGAGCCUUCCUGAAGCACGGACUGGCCAAGGGGACAGCAGGAAAACAGAUCUGCACAUCACUGGCACACCGGGAGAAGGGGACACGCUCAACAGGAGUCCAUCCUCCCUGAACACUGCUGUCCUGAAUAAUGUCAAAGCAUCUCCAUCCUUGGGGAGGAAAAGUGGAACCAGCUGCCCUUCAAGUAAAAACAGCAGCCCCAACAGCAGCCCAAGGACUUUGGGGAGAGCCAAAGGGCGCCUGCGGCUGCCCCAACUGGGCAAAACCAAACUGUCCAACAGCAAGGAGAACCUGGAUGCCAACAGGGAGAACGGCASCGAGCAGGAGCAGGGGGAUGCUCUGACCAAAGGACAGGUUUUGGGGGGCAGCCAGAGCGAGCUGUACCCCAGCCAGGAUGGCGAGGGGGCUCUGGCCAAUGGAUUCCUGUGGGAGCAGAGCUCGCUCAGCAACGGCGGCGUCAACGGCCAGGGGGACACCCAGAGCGAGGACGACGGCGCCGACGACCAAAGAGACGACGUCUGCGUCAACCCCAUCUACAACCUUUAUGCAAUCUCGUGCCAUUCAGGAAUUAUGGGAGGGGGUCAUUACGUCACUUAUGCCAAAAACCCGAACAACAAGUGGUACUGCUACAAUGACAGCAGCUGUAAGGAGUUGCACCCGGAUGAGAUCGACACGGACUCUGCCUACAUUCUGUUCUACGAGCAGCAGGGGGUGGACUAUGCCCAGUUCCUGCCCAARAUCGAUGGCAAGAAGAUGGCAGACACGAGCAGCAUGGACGAGGACUUCGAGUCCGACUACAAAAAGUACUGCGUGCUGCAGUGAGCCUGGGCUGCCAGGGACUGCUGGGACAAGGGAGGGAUUGCCCUUGGGGAAGGUGGGGCUGAGAUAACRGAGUGGUUGUCGUUGUCCCCAUGAGCUGAAAGCACAAAAAGAGCCCUGCUGAAGCAGUCGAUAUCCAGUAGUAUCGUUUUGUUCUGUUUUCUCACUACACGCUCGAAACGUUGCCGAUGUUGGACAUCYGAGACUGCCACUGGCCUUUAAACCCGAUGGUUUUGAGAAAAGCCAACCAGGACCAAAAUAAGAGCUAAAUUCAACAGUCCAAAUAAGAGCUGAAUGAAGUAGUGUAGAGUUUACCAACUGUUCUGACACCCCCCGAGGCUCUCGUUAGGUUUAAGGUAACGGGGAAAAACAAUUUGUAGUGUUGUCUUUGGGCAACAUGAUAUUGCUACCUCCUUUUUCCUGCAGUUUUAUUGCAUUUUAUUGGCAAAACGGGGAAGGCAAGAGAAGGAAAAGUGCACAAAUGGAAACAAUUGUCAUGGGGAAAAGAAGUUUCCAGUUUUGCCACCACUAAUGUGUGUCAGUUGCUUUCUUUCUGUAUGUUGGGAGCACAACCAAAUCAUCAUUUGAGAAGAGAUUUAAUUUCUACACUUGAAUGGUUUAUUAUAUUUGUGUUUUCUCCACGUGUUGGCUGUGCGGAUCAACAUGUUUCAGGAAUGGCUUUUCUGCCUGAAGAGYGCUGCCUCAAAACUUUUUUUGAGCUGCCUCGAGAAGAAACUUCAGGUUGGAGAGAGUAGUUGUGAUUACACUCACGGUGUCUUAAAAUGUGCACAUUGCACAAAAAAAGUUCCCAGCUUUUGGAAGGAGAGAUGCUUGAGCUUAUGUUUCAUGACUGGUGUUGCUUUUUAAAUUUGCACUUUUGAAAACGCAUCUGAUUCAAUUCAAACCCUCAGUUUGUUUUUUUUGUUUUGUUUUUUUUUUUUUUUGUUGUUGUUGUAAGGGCUCUGGAGUGAAUGGCUGUGAAUUUCCACUGUGUAUUUCAAAGGAAGAAGCUGUGGCUGUCAGGUAGCUGUCGUAGCAUUCAUGGAUGGAGGUUUUUUUUUUUUUAUUAUUGGUUUCCUAAUUCAGUUUCUUGUUUUCAAAAUUUGGUUGCCUUUUCAAAUGAUCUUUUUUUUUAUGGUUACAACAGGUUAUGCAAAUUGUUGCAAUUAAAGCAGACUUGCUUUCCAUGCCCUUGCAACAUGCUCUGAAAUUCAAGGGGCUUCUUGCAUGAGGGGAAGUGUGGCUGAGUCUUAGCAAAGACUGGAAAAAAAGAGGGUUGGUUUUUUUUUUUUUGAGCAGGCAUUUCUUUCAACAUUUUCAGUGUUCAAUUGUUUGCAUAUCUGAAUGAAGAUAAAAUUUUUCACACUUUAGGCCUUUUGUUCUUUGGCUGAAUUUAAGCAGCUUAUUAAUUUUAUCCUACAUCAUCUCCCCGGUUCUCUAGARUUUUGUACCUUCACUAACAAAACCGUUACUUCUGUGGUUCUCUGCAAUUAAUGUUUGGGUUCAUUUUGGGGUGUUUGACAYGAAUGCCAAACCUUCAGUGAGUUUCUCAUUUCCAGGAGGAUCUGGGGUUUAUCCAUUUCAGAAAUGCUAGCAGCUGCUCUGGCUGCCUUUGCUCAGGCUGUGCCUCUUUGGGGACAGCAGAUCUGGUCCAAAAAACCACUCUUGUCUUGCCUGCCAGGUGUUGCUCCUUAUCCUCUAUGGUMUUUUAUCUUUAAAGUGGUCUGAACGUUGAGCCUAAAGAAAAGCAAACAUGACUUGUGAAUUUUUAGGUUAGAAGCUUUUUCAACACCCACUUGUCUACUCCUCCCUCCGCAAACUCCAUGAAAAGUGAAAGAUUUUCAACUGAUUUACUUUAAAAUGUUUUAUUUAAGCAGGUAGCACAAUCUACUAAUGUUAUUUGAUCUUCUGUGUUUGUUACAUUGGUUGUAAUUAAUUUUUUUAAAUUAAAUUAAUUCAAGAAUUAGUAGUAAAUUUAUUAAGUUAACUAUUAACUACAUUCACUUUGUAAAUUAUUGUAUAAAACUUAUUGACAAUGCACUGACUUUAGAAAGAUGUUAAUGUACAUAAAUGCCUUGUAAAUAAAAUAGUGUUGAUGUACUGGAAUAUGAGCUGUAUUAAAACAAAGGUAUUGGUAAUUGUAUAUGGAGUGAACCUGUUUAUCUGUAACUAUAUUAUUCAAACAAAUUAAAUACUGUGGAUGCAGAUGAAGUGUCACUUCUUGUCAGAU